Molecule: messenger RNA, 471 nt
Organism: Adineta steineri
Lineage: Eukaryota; Metazoa; Rotifera; Eurotatoria; Adinetida; Adinetidae
Source: the annotation of a GenBank genome assembly
AUGAACAAUAACCGAAAAUCUCCGAUUAAACAACAACAGCGUAUGAAAAAUUCUUAUGCCAUACCUGUUUCUAAUUCCAAUCGUAUGCGAUCAAAUAGUAGUAUGGGAUCAUCAUAUACAAAAAAUUCCAGUACAUAUUAUCGUCAUUAUUCUAAUACAACCUCACCGACGGCUAUGUCAGCCUGUUCAUUACCGGCUGUGCCAUUAUUUUAUGCGACUACAUAUGCAGAUCCACCAGAAUGUUCAUCAUUACCAAAACCACCCGAAUCGUGGUAUAUAACCUCAAAUGAUGAAAAUUCUCCAGUUGAAACUGAAGUUGAAGAUGAAAAACCAACAACUGUGAAACAAAAAUCUUUUCGUAAAACAAAUUAUCGAAAUAAUAAUAAUAAUAAUAGAGGUUUUUAUAAUCCAUUUUCUUCUUCAAGAACCUAUGAAAAAUUUCCAACGCCAUAUAUAUCUGUUAGAGCUUAG